CUACUUAUAAAAUCAAUGAGGGUAACUAUCAGCUGUGACCGACAAUGAAUGUAUUAAAAAAAAAAUUUUAAUGAAUAUACCUCUAUAGGUCGGUACUGUUUACAAAUUCCAUGCAUAACCAUGCUACAAAACAUGAUUCAGGUUACAAUAGAAUAUUUUGUUUUAAGUAAAACAUCUUCAACAAUGUUGUUAUUGUUUUUGUUUUAAAAGAAAAUUGAGCUAGUUAACCCGUGAUUGUAUUUAAGUUAACUGGUGAAGAUGUGUUUUGUGUGUUUAAUUAAAAUAACUUCCAUAUGCAUAUAUUAUCAUCCCUUGUAAGUAAAAUAGAGUCAAUAUUUUGAUACCUAACUGUUUCAUGGGCAUUAAUCCAUUCAUUAUCAAUUACGGUGACAAAAAUGCCAACGAUUGUGAAUAUCAAACGAGUGUACCUACCUACUUGAAAAUUUCCGAGAUAAAAUCUUUUUGACCUCAUUCUCACCAUAAGUGAUAGUGAGAUCUAAAACGGAGCAUGUCGCCGCCUUAAGAGGUUAAAUAAGUCUUGACAGCCAAACAUUGAUGAAUAUUUAGAAGGCUCUAUUGCCGACACGUGCCACCCAAAAAACGGAUUUUCUUUAACAACAUAGAGUCAAUUCUAGUUUGCAAUAUCUAAAUCUUGUUAUGAUAUUGGAAUCAAAAUCUUGAACAACAUAAAAUACCUGAAUUUAUCCAACCCAAACUAAUCUCGGAUCCGUUAUAAUGAAACUAUGUAGUUUACUCGCCCCUCUAAUAUUCCUAAGAUUACGGAAUGAUACAGCGUCAAUUAUGGAACAAAUCAACCCUUACGUAAUUACCUAGAUUCAGUCUAGGGACCGGUUGAUUAAAACCUUUCGUGCGCUCAAAGGCUGCGGACCUAUUAAAGUUUAUCAGAAAAAUAAAAAUAGCAUCGACUAACUGCUUCCGUGGUGCAGCGCGCUCGCUCGGUUAACGAUUGCAGUGGUUAGUUUUAAAAAACCCUCCACACACCAUGUACCUAUGGUUUGCAAACACUAACAAGCCCAUUAAAGUAGCAAUUAAAGUUCAAAACACGAAAUGUUUGAAAACAACUUUCGGAACGUUUUCGCUGUGACCAUCCGGUGUUGACUGCCGCAUUUGUGCAACUCGGAGAAUCUCCAAAACAAACCCAAGAUUAGGCGACGUUCCUAGUGGACAGCAUGGGUCAGUCGGCCAAGAGCCCAAGCAGGCGCUCGUUUCCCGUUCGGUUCAGGUACCUAUUUCUCCUGGCUACCAUAUGCGGAGGCGCCUUCCUCCUCCUCACGAUCAACAACACCACAACGAUCCUUCUUCUCAACGAACAAACUCCCACGUCUUCCAUAGCUCGUCAUACUCUAGCAGAGGAGGAAGAAACUUUCACCAUAAAGACGCCCGGCUGUACCAUACCGGGCCUCAAACCCUUUGACGGAGCUGUCAAGAAAUUCAUUAAACAUCCUGAUAUUCCACAAUGUCGUUAUGCAAACACAUCCCUAUUAGACAAUAAUGAUACUCAUAUAUGGGUAAAGAAUGAAAAUCUACAAUACUACGACAUACCUAAAGAUCUCAACGUAACCUGUUGUUACAGAGCAUUUUACCGGCCGACAGCAAUUAGCGAUAUUACUUCGAUGGAUGUAGACGAUAGAGUACAAUAUGAAUUGUGUAUAGUUUUUGAUAGUUAUAUUGAAGUUGCAAAUGAAUUUGUAAAAGUCACUUGCGGAUAUGACAGUACAGCACUUUACACACAAUUUUUUAUAUUUGCGCCCAAAAAGCCCAUGAUGACAUUUAAUGAAGACACCUCAGACACUCCACGUAAUCGUUCAGGAGCAUACUACAACGUUGUGGUCAUGGGCAUCGAUGCAAUAUCUAGGUUGAAUUUUUAUAGAACCAUGCCGAAAACUUUGUCAUUUUUAAAAUCUAAAGGUGCUAUAGAAUUACUUGGCUACAACAAAGUUGGCGACAACACAUUCCCUAAUCUAACUCCUAUGCUAAUGGGAGUCAAAGAUACUGAUUUGAAAAGAAUUUGCUGGCCACAUAUCAGAUCAAGUUUUGACAACUGCCCGUUCGUUUGGGAGUUGUUCAAGGACGCCGGAUAUUACACUGCCCUGGGUGAAGAUAGCGCCAAGCUAGGGACAUUUAAUUUUGGAAAAGUUGGCUUCUUUGGCACUCCCACCGAUUAUUACACCCGUACCUUUAUGCAUGAAGCUGAAAUUCACGUAGGCAAUAAAAAAGAUUACAACACCUACAUUUGUAUGGGAAACAAAUAUUUUUAUCAAGUUCUUUUGGACUAUGUACAAGCAUUGACAAGAACACUAAAGUCUUCCAAAUUAUUUGGAUUUUUUUGGGAAGUUACGUUAAGCCAUGAUUAUUUAAACUAUCCUAUGGUAAUGGAUGAUAGUUACGAAAAAUUUUUUAAGAGUCUGGAUGAAUCUCAGUAUUUAGAUAACACAAUAUUCAUACUUUUGAGUGAUCAUGGUAUUCGAUGGGGUGACAUCCGCUAUACUAAACAGGGUCGUUUGGAAGAACGACUACCGUUCGUCCAUAUUUUAUUGCCUCCUUCAUUUAGAGAGAUGUAUGGACUCGCGUACAACAAUUUAUUACAAAACAGCCGCCGACUCACCACGCCUUUUGAUAUGCACGCUACACUAAAGGAUUUAUUGUAUACGGAUGAUCUAAAUGACGACAAAAUAGAAUAUCGUAGUAGAACUAAAUACAGCCAUGCCAAGAGUAUUAGUUUAUUCCUGCCAAUACCGACCAACCGGACCUGCCAAAUAGCAGGAAUAGAUGAUCACUGGUGCACCUGCCAUAAAAUCACGAAGAUGCUAACAAAAAGCCGUGAAGCUCAGGAAGCAGCUGAUUAUUUGGUAAAACAUUUGAAUAUGUUGGUGCGGGAUCAGCCUCAGUGUGCGUAUCUGACGCUAGUGGACGUCUUGGAAGCGACAGAGUUGGUGGUGGGAGAGCCUCGGGAGAACGAGAAGGGUUGGCGCGAGGUGAUGGUGGUGGUAAGGACGAUGCCGGGCGCUGGUGUGUUCGAGGCCACGCUUCGCCACGAGGAGGACGCGUGGUCACUCGCAGGCACCGUCAGCCGCCUCAACCUUUAUGGAGACCAGAGUCACUGCGUCAAACAUUACCAAUUAAAGCUUUAUUGUUAUUGCCAUUAAACAGAUACAUAAUCAAAGUGCUUGUUUACUCGAUUUUUCCUGAAUACCUUAUCACAUAUUGAUAUAGACAAGCUCUAUUUUUCCGUAACGUACAUUCUAAUGAGAUCGAGUAAACAACACAAUGAUCAAUUCAAACUACUGUGAUAUUACGAUUAUUAGAUCAAGACUUAGUAGUUAAUUGUUAUUAUGUAGUAUAAGUAGAGGUAUAUUUUUGUGUUUAAAAUAAUUGUAUACUUAUCACUACAACAGGCAUAGAUAACUGAGUAGCUACCUACCUGUAUGUGAAGCGGACGCAAGCGGACGUAACAGAGCUGUCACUAUUUUAUCUGAAACAAAUCUGAAGUCUUGCUGGCGUUUGACGUCAAAAAUCCUCUAACCGCUACUCUACACUACCCGAGAACUUAGAACCGCUAUGCCUGUAAUAAUGCAUUACUGUCGUCGCUAUUUUAUUUGAUUUUAUUCAAAUUUAGCAAAUCUUAUUAUGUAGGUAAGUUUCUUUUACAUUUGUAAUUACAACGAAUAUUACAAUAAUUGAAGAUUUACACUGCAGUGUCAUAUCAUCAUGAUUUUUAAGCAAAUCUAAUAAACUGAGAAGAAGACCUAAAAGAUAUUAAAUUAUACUAAAGGUAGAUGAUUAUUCGUCCAUUCUUUUAGAGACUUGUAUAAGUUGUGUUGUGGUGUAAUGUAGGCUAAGUAAUAACGGAAUUAUUAGAUAAAUUGUACAUAAUAUUAUACAUAUUAUUUUGUGAUGUGUUACUGUUAGUACGAUUUAAGAUUAGAUGUUAAGAUUAAAUAAUAACUGUUAGUAACUAGUAAAGAAACAUUUGUAUCAUAGACAAGUUGUGCCAAGAAAUAAAAAAUAUAAUUUUAUUAGACAA
Ostrinia nubilalis (European corn borer) is the source of this 4045-nucleotide messenger RNA. RefSeq lists its product as uncharacterized. The record is from RefSeq and is a predicted model, not a curated record. NCBI's taxonomy places the organism in Eukaryota, Metazoa, Arthropoda, Insecta, Lepidoptera, Crambidae. The transcript has 2 exons. The coding region runs from base 1191 to 3167 and encodes 658 amino acids.